Molecule: messenger RNA, 1431 nt
Organism: Ustilaginoidea virens
Lineage: Eukaryota; Fungi; Ascomycota; Sordariomycetes; Hypocreales; Clavicipitaceae
Exons: 2
Coding region: 1-1431 (476 amino acids)
Biological process (GO): mitochondrial lysyl-tRNA aminoacylation
Cellular component (GO): mitochondrion; cytoplasm
Molecular function (GO): lysine-tRNA ligase activity; tRNA binding; ATP binding
Source: RefSeq, a predicted model, not a curated record
AUGCAGGUCAUGGUCAACAAGAGUAAAUGUGUUUCAGAAGAACAAAGGCGACUGCAAAAGUUUGCCCUCUUUAGGAACUUGAUCCAGGUUGGCGACCACAUUUCCGUCAUCGGACACGCGACUCGUACGAAAGCAGGAGAGCCGACCCUUGAAGCCACUCAGCUUCCAGAACUAGUGUCUCCUUGCAUGGAACAGGUUCCGGAAAAGCUGACCGAUGCCAAGACCAGAAUGACUGAGCGUCAUGUCGACAUGCUCGUGAAUCGGGAGGUCACCGACAUUCUUCGACUGCGAGCCAAUAUCACCAAAUACAUGAGAGAUUACUUUCACUCGAAGCGGUUCCUGGAAUUCCAGACGCCCAUUCUAGCCGAGAAUGCCGGGGGAGCCGUGGCACGACCGUUCGUCACCAGAGCUACAGAGUUUCGCAACCGGGAUCUCGCUCUGCGGAUAGCUCCAGAGCUGUGGUUGAAGCGGCUCGUCAUUGGCGGGGUGGACAGGGUGUUUGAAAUCGGUCCCGCCUUUAGAAACGAAGGCGUGGAUGCCACUCACAAUCCGGAAUUCACCAUGUGCGAGUUUUACAGCGCGUAUACCAACCUGCCCGACCUCGUCAAGGAGACGGAGGAACUUUUGCACGGCUUGGCAAAACAUGCCCAGGAGCUCAUUUCCACCCAACUCACCACCCUUCCGCCGAUUGAUCUCGGCCGGUUUGUCCGGCCCUUCAAGCAGGUCGAGUUCAUCCCUGGCUUGGAGGCAGCCACGGGCAUUCGCUUCCCCAAGCUGUCCUCGGAGGAUGCCCUCCCGGAGCUUCUUGCGGUCUUGAAGCUCGCCGGAAUCAGCGUCCCCGGCGAAGUGCCAGACUCUCUGCCCAAGUUGCUGGACCGCCUCGCGGCUGUCUAUCUGGAGCCCCUGUCCUUCACAGAACCCCUGUUCAUCACCCACCACCCGGCGUGCAUGUCGCCGCUCGCCAAGGCAUUCGUGUGCCCCCAAACCUACCAGCUCGUUUCCGCUCGCGCGGAGCUCUUCGUCGGCGGCCGCGAGCUGGCCAACAUGUACGAGGAGGAGAACGACCCGGAGGAGCAGCAGCGAAAGCUCUCCGCCCACCGCAGCCUCGUCAACGAGCCCAACGGCGAGCUGGGCUUCGCGAACAAUCUUGCCCAGGGACAGGAGCAGAUGCCCGGGCAGGAGGAGCCGACGCCCACGGAGGAAGCCGAGCCGGACGAGUGGGACGCCCCUCCCCUGGAUCAGAGCUACGUGAAGGCUCUGGACUAUGGGCUGCCCCCGACCGGAGGCUGGGGUUGCGGAGUCGAACGCCUGGUCAUGCUGUUUUCCGGAGCCAACAGGAUAAGCGACUGCCUCAGUUUCGGGACUCUGCGCAACGUCGUUGGCCUGUCGUCAGAAGACAAGGCGGUCGACAAGGACAUGGGAAGUCGAUGA